This is a messenger RNA of Thermothielavioides terrestris NRRL 8126, 3229 nucleotides long. RefSeq lists its product as uncharacterized. Gene Ontology annotation, biological process: proteolysis. The transcript is spliced from 2 exons. The record is from RefSeq and is a predicted model, not a curated record. Bases 392 to 3136 code for a protein of 914 amino acids. Lineage: Eukaryota; Fungi; Ascomycota; Sordariomycetes; Sordariales; Chaetomiaceae. Gene Ontology annotation, molecular function: dipeptidyl-peptidase activity; serine-type peptidase activity.
CCCGUGUCAGCAGGCUGCCGGGGUCAAAGACGCUCUUUAUCAUCCGCCUCUCCAUCGGGUUCUGAAUAGGCGGCCAAUCAACCUUGGUGAAACUGUUUGCUUUGCCCAGGGAGAAUUUCGUGAAUUUUUCGCCUUUUCUUCGCGUGCAAUUGAUGCGUGCAGUUACAUUUGUUGUAUUGUAACUACCGUUUUUGCUGAGUCGCGCCGCUGUAUUCUGCCGCCCCUCGGCUUGCCUAUUGCAACUUGCGCCGCUGCUCCUGUGGCCCGCAGUUGCAGCCCGCAGUUGCAAGCCGCCGCCAACAUGGCUCCCUACACAGACGACCCGUUUGUGCCUUCUCCCAGCUCCCGCAGACGCAGCUCGAGUCGGGACAGAAGCCCAAGCCGAUCCAGGAUGUCGCACGAGUCCGAGUCCUCUGUUUCGACCACGAGCAUCGUCUUCGACCGCAUUGGCGAGCGCGUCGCCGCUCAGGACGCUGCGCUAGCCAAGCUCGAAAAGACGGCACACGACGGCCAUGGCGCUAACCGACACGACGGCCAAGGCGGCGGCAGCGGCGACGACGACGACGACACCGACGCCGUCCUCAAGGACGAUCCGAACAGCGACGAUCUCGAGACCGGCCCCUUCCUCGCCAACGGCGGCACACCCCAGCAUGCCGACACCAAGGGUCGGAAGAUGGACCGGGGGAUGCGCAGGGCGCUCCUCAUCGCAGCCGGCCUGCUGAUCUCCGCCUGGGUCGCCGGCCUGUUCGUCUUCAUCUCGACCAAGGCCUACAAACACGCCUCUGAGAUCGCCCACGACCCACAGGCGACCGUCACGAAGGGGUCGGGGAAGGGCGUGACGCUCGACCAGGUGCUCGGCAGCUUCUGGCGCCCCGAGGUCCACUCCAUACGAUGGGUUGCUGGGCCUGCCGGCGAGGAUGGUCUCUUGUUGGAAAAGGGGGCUCCCGGGAAGGACUUCCUCGUCGUGGAAGACGUCCGCGCGCAGAACCCGGCUGCUGCGGCCGGGGCACCCGGUGAGCAAGUGGCCGAGGCUAGGACCUUGAUGCAAAAGGGCACCUUCGAUUACGGGCCCAAGACCUACGACGCGGUCAAGGUGGAGCCGAGCAGAGACUUCCAGAGAGUCUUGGUCGCGACCGACGUCGAGUCCAACUGGCGCCAUUCCAGCUAUGCCGCCUACUGGAUUUUCGAUGUCAAGACCCAGACCGCCGAACCCUUGAUCCCGGACGAACCCGAAGCCCGCAUCCAGCUUGCCCAGUGGAGUCCCGCCGGCGACGCCGUGUCCUUCACCAGGGACAACAACUUGUACCUGCGCAAGGUUGGCUCGACCAACGUCAUUCAGAUCACCCGGGAUGGCGGCUCCGAAGUGUUCAAUGGCGUGCCGGACUGGGUCUACGAGGAAGAGGUUCUGGCCGGCGCGAGUGCCACCUGGUGGUCUGAAGACGGCAGCCACAUUGCCUUCUUGCGCACCAACGAGACCGGCGUUCCCGAGUUUGCCGUCCAGUACUUCCUCUCGCGGCCCAGCGGCACCGAGCCCAAGCCGGGCGAGGAGGCGUACCCGGAGACGAGGAUGAUCAAGUACCCCAAGGCCGGCGCCCAUAACCCGGUCGUCGAGCUGAAGCUCUACGACGUAACGCGCGGAGACGUCUUCUCGGUAGAUGUUUCGGGCGGCUUCCCCGACGACGACCGACUCAUCACUGAGGUCGUCUGGGCCGGUAAGCAUGUACUGGUCAAGGAGACGAACAGGGUCAGCGACGUGAUGCGCGUCGUCCUCGUGGACGCGGCGGCGCGCACUGGCAAGCAGGUCCGGAACACCGACGUCAAAGCCAUCGAUGGCGGUUGGUUCGAGGUCACCCACCAGACAAAGUACAUCCCCGCCGACCCAUCCAAGGGGCGUGCUCAUGAUGGCUACGUCGACCUGAUCAUCCACGACGGCGGCAACCAUCUGGCCUACUUUUCCCCGUUGGAUAACCCAGACCCGGUCAUGCUCACGUCCGGCAACUGGGAAGUUGAGGAUUCGCCUUACGCUGUGGACCUGGACAAGAACAUCGUCUACUUUGUUGCAACCAAGGAGUCGUCCAUUCAGCGGCAUGUUUACCAGGUUGAGCUCACGGGAGAAGGUCUUGCUGCGGUGUCUGACACCUCUUCCGAAGGCUACUACGCCGUCUCGUUUUCCACCGGCGCUGGCUACGCACUCCUGUCGUACCAGGGCCCCGGGAUCCCAUGGCAAAAGGUCAUCAGCACCCCGAGCAACCCGCGCAAGUACGAGCACUCUGUAGAAGAGAACGUUGAGCUUGCCGACCGCGCCAAGAAGUACGAGCUUCCCAUCAAGAUCUACGGCACCAUCAACGUAGACGGCGUCGAGCUGAACUACGUCGAAAGACGGCCGCCCCAUUUCGACGAGAGCAAGAAGUACCCUGUUCUCUUUCAGCAGUACAGCGGGCCGGGCUCCCAGACCGUCAACAAGAAGUUCACCGUCGACUUCCAGUCUUACGUCGCCGCCGGCUUGGGGUACGUCUGCGUCACCGUCGACGGGCGCGGGACGGGCUACAUCGGGCGCAAGAACCGCGUGGUCAUCCGCGGCGAGCUCGGCAAGUGGGAGUCGCACGACCAGAUCGCGGCGGCGAAGAUCUGGGCCGCGAAGAAGUACGUCGACGAGACGCGGCUCGCCAUCUGGGGCUGGAGCUUCGGCGGCUUCAACACGCUCAAGACGCUGGAGCAGGACGGCGGGCGGACGUUCCGGUACGGCAUGGCGGUCGCGCCGGUCACGGACUGGCGCUUCUACGACAGCAUCUACACGGAGCGGUACAUGCUCACGCCGCAGGCCAACGCGCACGGCUACGACGCGAGCGCCAUCACCAACGUCUCGGCCCUGGCGGAGAACGUGCGCUUCCUCAUCAUGCACGGCCUGGCCGACGACAACGUGCACUUCCAGAACUCGCUGACGCUGCUGGACAAGCUGGACAUGGCCGGCGUCGAGAACUACGACGUGCACGUGUUUCCGGACAGCGACCACAGCAUCUACUUCCACAACGGCAACCGCAUUGUAUAUGACAAACUGACCAACUGGCUGAUCAACGCAUUCAACGGCGAGUGGAUCAAGGUUGCGAACCCAAAGCCGACCGGAAAGAAGGGGUAGCCGUGGGUAUGGUCGGCGUGUUCUGCUGCGGUAGGGUAGCAUGGGACGGCGUCCGGAGUUUGGCAAUGGGGUAUAUGGGGUAUAUUGAUUUCG